This is a messenger RNA of Dissoconium aciculare CBS 342.82, 3250 nucleotides long. RefSeq names its product phosphatases II. The record is from RefSeq and is a predicted model, not a curated record. Gene Ontology annotation, molecular function: phosphatase activity. The transcript has a single exon. The coding region runs from base 156 to 2978 and encodes 940 amino acids. NCBI's taxonomy places the organism in Eukaryota, Fungi, Ascomycota, Dothideomycetes, Mycosphaerellales, Dissoconiaceae. Gene Ontology annotation, biological process: dephosphorylation.
GCGAUGUGUUCGGUAACUUGUCAAGUCACGUGUAUUAGGCGCUGAGCAUGUGGCCGGUUGAACCGACCUCGUGCGAAUUUGGCGUGACGUAUCCGCCGCAUUUGAACGCUGUUGCCAGCGAGUUUUGAUUUUGAACUCCUCGGAGGCACGAAGCAAUGACGGAAUCAGCGGCAUCGUAUCCAAGGGAUAUUCGUGUUCGAAAUGUCGAUCUUUAUGUGCGAGGUCAAAAACGGACUGGGAAGCUUCAUCUUACUGCGUUUCAUCUGAUAUUCAUCUUUGAUGUCCCAAACACAAGCAAUGACGGUGGGAGGGUAAAUACGGAUCCCGACAUCAAGACAAAAUCGAACAUCGCAUCGCAAGAGACCAAGCCGCGGCCAAGAUCGAAGGAAAUAUGGGUACCAUAUCCGAUGAUCAACUCUUGCACUUUGAGACCGAGCCAUUUCCAAGGUCAGACUCAAGGCGAGCCGGGUGCUCUUGACCAUGACCAUGGUCCAGAAGAAACCGCAUUUCCCCCAGUGUUCGGCACGAGUGAACCCACGCGACCCUCUACUGACUCUGCACAUGCCAUCCCACGGCACUCGCUGGGUCACUCAUCUCGCCACGAAUAUGAUGCUCCUAACCCAGACCUUGUGGCACAGGAUGUGGGGAGAUCUCCGACGUUGCGGAUACGUCGGCGGGAUUUCCAAAUGAUGGCAUUUCACUUUUUGGGCACUUCUUCAGAUAAGUCGCCAGAUAGUGCAGCUAGGGAGGUGUUCUAUUGCCUGCGUGAAAAAUGCUGUGUUGAAACAGUCGAAUCAAUACAUGCCUUCCACUUCAAAGCUCCGCAGGAAGAGGCAGGCAUCAUGCGGCCUCCGUAUGAUGCCAGUCGAGAAUUCUCUCGGAUGGGCAUCGGUGGCAAGGCAACCGAAGGUCCUGGGAGCGCAUGGCGUUUGACGGAGAUUAAUAAGGACUAUGCCUACUCUGCCACUUAUCCAAGCAUUAUCUGUGUUCCGCAGGCAGUCAGUGACAAUGUACUCAAGUACGGUGGAGUGUUCCGCUCGAAGGCUCGCAUACCUGCUCUAUCGUAUCUACAUCAUAACGGAGGAAGUAUCACGAGAUCUUCACAGCCAUUAGUCGGACUACAGAAUCGACGCAAUCCGCAAGACGAGCGCCUCGUCUCCGCCAUAUUCGCCAGCCAUACUCCUCACUUGCAGUCUCCGGAGGACUCAACUCAGUCAACGCCAACAUUAGGGUCCGUCCCGCAUGGGGACGGUGAAACGAUACUCUCGACUACGCAGGUCGUCAACCACGACCGUGAGAACGCUGAGAACGAUGUGGCACCGAUAGAGGCUACAAACGAACAGGCACCGAUACCUUCGAAGAGGAUCUAUGGUAGCACUCGACGUAAUUUAAUCGUCGAUGCCCGACCAAAGAUCAAUGCGCUCGCCAAUCGUGCUACUGGUGGUGGCAUGGAAGACAUUUCGAACUAUACCGGAUCGACAGGCAUGCCCAUUGAGAAAAUCUUCCUCAACAUAGCAAAUAUCCACGUCAUGCGGCAGUCACUCGAACGUGUAGUUGAGAGUUUUGCGAACUCAGACUAUCUCGACACGAAGCCCGACCAAGAAAUGCUGCGCAAGUCAGGCUGGCUUUCUCACAUUUCAGGCAUGCUGGAGGGCGCGGACACUGUGGCGAGAGUUGUCGGACUGGGCGGCUCUCACGCUUUGGUUCACUGUUCUGACGGCUGGGAUCGGACAGCACAAAUAUCCGCACUAGCAGAAAUAAUGCUAGACCCAUAUUAUCGGACAUUGGAAGGAUUUAUCACGCUGGUACAGAAAGACUUCUUGUCUUUUGGUCACAAAUUUAAUCAUCGUCACGGCAUUCAGGGCAGCGACAAGUGGUUUGAAAUCGAGAACGAGCGUGUCAUGCCUUCGCGAUCGCGAGACGUGAGCGGGUCUGAGAACAAUGCACUCAACAACUUUGGCUCGAAAGCAUUGUCAGGCGCAAAGAGCUGGUUUGAGAAGAACCGCACAAAUUUAUUCCGUCCGUCAAAUGGAGGCAAAUCCAGUUCUGAAGGAUCAGGAUCUCGACCACCUUCACCACCCCCGAAUCCAGUCCUUCAUACCGUUUCUACAAGUGUCAACAAAGAAGAGAAGGAGCAUAGAACAGAUGUCAAGGAGAUAGCACCAAUAUUUCAUCAAUUUUUGGAUGCUGUCUUCCAGAUCCUAUAUCAUCAGCCAAACGCCUUUGAAUACAACGAACGGUUCUUGAGGCGAUUAUUAUAUCAGUCGUACGCUGGGCAGUAUGGCGAGUUCCUUUUCAAUAAUGAGAAAGAACGAAACUCAUAUCCUGGGCGUACGCCGUCUGUGUGGCCGCAUUUCCUGUCACGGAGACGCGAGUUCACCAAUGGAGAUUACGCGAAAGACAAGUAUGAUACCUUGCUGUUGCCUCGCAGGUAUUCUUCUGGAGGUAGCAUUGAAGUCCGAUGGUGGAGCGCACUCUUCGGGCGGAAGGAUGAGGAGAUGAAUACAUCACAUUCUCUGGCGCCCCCGGAUCAUGACAUGCUGCCAGCGAGGCCGGUUAUUGAAAGUCCAAUGCUUUCGGGACCAGCCACUAUAGAUACACCAACCGCGCGCCCGCAAACCAGCAAGCACGCGAAGCUUUCAGCAAACUCUUCAAGUGGGGAAGUGGAACUGUCGAACACCGCAACUGAGCAAAGACACUUUGAAUCGCUCGUGGUCCCUGAUCAAGGGACAUCGAACGUGAGCAUAUCCACCGCGGAAGCUUCUUCACAUCUGAACAGCGCAAAUGAACCGAACGAUCCACAGGACUUACAAAGUCAAGAUAUCGGAGGCCAACGCACUGAGGUAUCCGGUCAAUCGGACAACGAGUACGGCGACCCCCUCGGAGUCAUUGCCGGUCAGGCUGUGCCUGACAGCCGACGGAGUAAACUGAACUUCGCGGCAUUCGCUCGGGAGAGUGCUUACAGUGAGAGGAUGUAGGCCUAUUUUUUCUUUCCAAAUCUCGUAAGACCCAGAGUAAACGUACCAGAAGCAAGUAUGGAUCAACAAUGCGGCUGAGAAUGAAUCCAAUUGAUGUGUUUUUGCGGCCUGCUGGUACAUUGACGUUACCCAAACCCUAAGGGUUGUAAUGCCAGCGUAUCCCCGUUUCCCAUAGAUUGGCAGGCAAUUGCGAUCACCUGUUUGACAUGUACACCACGUUCUGACGAUUUACUGCAUUUUCUCAAUGGCUGACCAAGAGAAAGAGAAGGCCG